This is a messenger RNA of Xylona heveae TC161, 912 nucleotides long. RefSeq lists its product as hypothetical. The transcript has a single exon. Lineage: Eukaryota; Fungi; Ascomycota; Xylonomycetes; Xylonales; Xylonaceae. Gene Ontology annotation, molecular function: protein N-terminal-serine acetyltransferase activity; histone H4 acetyltransferase activity; histone H2A acetyltransferase activity. Gene Ontology annotation, cellular component: nucleus. Bases 1 to 912 code for a protein of 303 amino acids. The record is from RefSeq and is a predicted model, not a curated record.
AUGGUCAAACGCCAACGCUCUCCCUCUGACCCAGCACCCACGCCAAUGACACAUGAGCUACGCAUCGAAGCAGCGAAUAAGCUCUCUCUAGAAACAUUUCAAACCCGGUUUUUCCUCUCAGAUGUUACCAGUGCCAAUAAAGCCGCAGAGAGAAAGAUCAAGGGCAAUGGAAACAAGCAUACCGACCACCAAGGCAACGACGCCCUGACAGCCUUCACUCGUCCCAGCGACGGAGCGCGGUAUACAAUCUCGCUGGUUGACAGUACGAGUAUCUCGCAUGCAGAUUUCGUUGCGUGUUUUGAGCUCAUACGGUCCACGAGCGCGGCAAUGUACAAGAUGUCGGACCGGGGGUGGUCAGCGCGGCGGAAAAAGGCGGAGAUGGCGGAUCCGGAUAUGCGGUUUUUGCUAGUACGAAAAAGGGACGUCGAUCGAGAGGGAUAUCCAAGGGGAGACGAAGAAAGGGAAACGGGACAUGAGGAUAACGGGAAAAACGUAAAAAGGCAGGAGAAUGGACAUAAAGAUAACCAGCGCAAGGAAAAUGGGCAUACAAAGGAAAGGGCGCAAACACAAGCAGGCACGGUAGAAGCAUUUCUGUCGUUUAUGCUCACGUACGAAGAUGAUCGCGAAGUAGUUUAUUGCUAUGAGAUCCAUCUGUCGUCUACCCUACGCGGAUGUGGACUGGGAAGACAUUUAAUGAAUGUCUUGGAGAGCAUAGGGACCCGCGUCGGCGUCGAGGCAGCAAUGUUGACGUGUUUUACGAAGAACGAGAGCGGAUUGCGCUUCUACGAGCGUUUAGGGUACGUAGAAGACGAGUUUUCGCCGCCGCCGAGGAAAUUGAGAAGUGGGAAGGUCGAAAAGCCGAGUUAUAUCAUCAUGUCGAAACCGCUGAGGCGAGAAGUCAACGGCAAAUGA